Molecule: messenger RNA, 1596 nt
Organism: Pelobates fuscus (common spadefoot toad)
Lineage: Eukaryota; Metazoa; Chordata; Amphibia; Anura; Pelobatidae
Gene: PHKG2
Product: phosphorylase kinase catalytic subunit gamma 2
Exons: 8
Biological process (GO): protein phosphorylation; glycogen biosynthetic process
Cellular component (GO): phosphorylase kinase complex
Molecular function (GO): calmodulin binding; ATP binding; phosphorylase kinase activity
Source: RefSeq, a predicted model, not a curated record
UUUAACCUGUCUGAUUGUAGAGGAGUUUCGAGUACUGUCCGGCGAUGUGUACACAGGGAGACCGGCCGUCAGUUUGCUGUAAAGAUCAUAGAGGUGACUCCAGAGAGGCUGAGUCCAGAACAGCUGAGAGAGGUGCGACUGUCAACGGCCAAGGAGAUGGAGAUCUUGCAUCGUGUGUCCCAUCAUCCCUACAUCAUAACGCUGAUCGAUUCCUAUGAGUCAAACACAUUCAUAUUUCUUGUUUUCGAUCUGAUGAAACGGGGUGAGCUAUUUGAUUACUUGACAGAGAAGGUGACUCUGAGUGAGAAGGAGACGCGGUUUAUCAUGCGUUCGCUGUUGGAGGCCGUAUCUUACCUGCAUAAUAAUAACAUUGUGCAUCGUGACCUCAAACCAGAGAACAUACUGAUGGAUGAUUGUCUCAACAUAAAGCUCUCCGAUUUUGGUUUCAGUUGUGUUUUGAAUCCCCCAGAUAAACUGCGAGAGCUUUGUGGAACACCCGGUUAUUUGGCUCCAGAGAUCCUAAAGUGUUCAAUGGAUGAGACACAUCCGGGAUAUGGCAGAGAAGUUGAUCUGUGGGCCUGUGGAGUGAUCAUGUUCACCCUUCUUGCCGGCUCUCCCCCUUUCUGGCACCGCAGGCAGAUGUUAAUGCUGCGCAUGAUCAUGGAUGGACGUUUCCAGUUUAAUUCUCCAGAGUGGGAUGAUCGCUCUGCAACCUCUAAAGAUUUGAUUUCCCGUCUACUGGAGGUUUGUCCUGCGAAGCGACUCACAGCAGAGCAAGCAUUACAGCAUGCGUUCUUUCAGAGCCACCAGCGAGAGCAAGGCAUCACUGUCCGUCCACAGCAGCGCUUUCGGGUUGCUGCGUUGGCGGCCCUGGCUUGUGUUCGCAUUUUGAUAAGAUGGCGUCAAGCAAGACCCGUUACCAGUCUGCUCCUCGCACACGACCCCUAUGGAGUGAAAGGUGUCCGUAAAUUGAUCGACGCCUGUGCUUUCCGCAUUUAUGGUCACUGGGUGAAAAAGGGAGAAAGGCAGAACAGGGCUGCUCUCUUUCAGAACCAACCCAAGGCGCUCCUGCUCACAUUUGGGGAGGAUGAUGAGCGGGAGGGAGAGCUCUGAGGUUUGUAGAACAUCCAAGAACUUAGAGGAGUGGUAGGUCCAAUGUGUAUUAACCUCUCAUAGAGAUUGUGGAUCUGCGUGACACACGGAAGAAGUUCUACCUUACUGGACCAGUACUAAAGACCACACAGUUGGGUAAACCUAGACCUCUUGCCAAACCAGAACUUGUAUCUCUUCCUGAUCAGGGAAGGGACUGAAAACAAUGGCAUUGGGUGUUUGAUCAAUGUGAACCCUACUACCAUGAGGUAUGAGAUCACAUUCCACUGUAUAGCGUUUUUACAUGUACCACGGCAAUCUCUGCUGUAAUCGCUGCUUAGGUUGAGAAGAACCCCAAGGCACCAGGGAAAGUACUAUGUGUCGAGAAUACAAGAAUGUCAAGGACUGGUAUCACCUGCUGUUGUUUCUAGUUAGCAGGUUAAUUCCUUACAUUUUUUUAAUUUUUUUCCCCCUCUACCUUCCUGUGAAAUAAAUAAUAGUACCUUU